Linum trigynum is the source of this 4033-nucleotide messenger RNA. NCBI's taxonomy places the organism in Eukaryota, Viridiplantae, Streptophyta, Magnoliopsida, Malpighiales, Linaceae. The record is from the annotation of a GenBank genome assembly.
GCAUAAUAUAUAUUAUGUUAUGCCAGAGAAAAUAGCUUGUUUUAGAAUGACAAACUCAUGAUGUUCAUUUGUUUUACUUGAUGGGCAAAUCUCGUGUAGGUCAGGCCCAUUCAACUCUUUUAUUUUAUGAUUAGCGGUUAGCCCAUUAGAAUCCAUGCAUUAGUUUAUUGUUAAUUUUUUUUUCUUUUUAGCAAUAAAAAGGAGUAUUGUUUUUGCCUUUUCAUAUAUAUUUUACCACCACGGAGAAAUAAAAGGACUUAAAGAAAAAAAUUGACACUCCUAGACCCGUUUAAAUCUGCAUGUGUACGGUAAGUUGGCCCGUUCCACAGAGAAAAAAGAAAAAUAAUUGACACUCCCUAUUAUACCCUUCCUACAAACGCUCAUCGAGCAGGGAAUUUGAAAUGGGGGGAGUGAUUUUCCUUUCUGCGAUUAUAUGUUUUUAAUUUAAAAAGAUACAACAAAUAUACUUAGGGGUCGUUUGGAUGGAUCAAUUGUAAAACGAGACAAUUUGACCAAUUGUUUCAUUUUACAAAACGAGUCAUUUAAAACGAGUCAAUUCAGAUUACCUGCCCCCACCCCAGACAAUUGUAAUUGGCUUAAAAUGAGUCAAUUCAGAAUUCCCCAGCCCAAAUUGCUUCAUCCAAAUUUUCUGCUGCCAAACGGAUCAAUGUAGCACAAUUGACUCAAAACGAGACAAUUGUGUCAGAUUGAUCCAUUAGAAUUCAUCAUCCAAACGACCCCUUAGUGUGAUUUGUUAUGAUCUUUGUUUUUCUUUAAAGUGGUCAUGGUUCGAAUCCUAGUAAGUGUCUUUUUAAUGAAUAAAAAAAAGUAAUUUUGAAGACCAAAAUGUCCUUCCUACUUUCACUCUGGAUGCAGAAAAUUUGAAAUGGGGCUUCAAGUUUUCUCAUUUGAUUUAAUUAUUGUGUAGAAAUAUAAUAAGUUGACGAGAAAAAACAUUUUAUAUAUACUUGGGUUUGACAAUAACACAGAGUCCAAUUUCAAUUUACCGAGUAAUGGAAAAUUAAAUAGAAAAUGACCCUAUGAUUCCACAAUACCAUAUAAUAUGGUUUCUAUGUCGGUCCGUACAACCAGUUCAACUAGCAAUGGACAAAAACAUGUAAGAAGGCCACCAUUAUGAAGCGGUAGUUAAAACUAGUAAAAAGCGACCAAAGUCGGUCAAAAUUAGAAAUAUUUGGGAUCAAAUUUGAAUAAUUAAUUUUUUAUCAAUAAACAAAUAGUUUUGUUUUGGUGGAAUUAAUAAACAAAAAUUCUGAAUUCAAAUAUGAAUAUUUAGAUAUGAUGUUAUGAGUUGGAUUUAAAUAUAAACUAUUGAAGUUGACAUCAGAUGUUACCUUUGAAUACCAUAAUAAUGUAUUGGUAGUUAUAUAUUCAUAAUAUUAGGAGAUUGUUUUAAGAUAAAUCAUAUAUAUGCACAAUUUGUCUUUUUGCUAGCUUUCAAGUAGAUUUAUUGAAAACUGUGUUUUUACUCUUUACCCGAUACAAUUCCAAUUUAUUUCUUUUUUCAUUUUGUUGAUAAAUAUAAUUCCUUUAUUUUUUAGGAUAUGUGAAAAUUGACAACCUUGAGCCAUAAUUAGAUAAAUAACACCAAAAUUAGGCAUAAUUUAUCACCAAAUAUCAAGUUCUUUGAUCACUCUAAGGGUCAAAUGCCUGUUUUAGUUUUCUAAUUUUCUUGAUCAAACAAAAGAAAAAUAGGAACCCAACAUCAUUAAAGAAAAAUAACAAACAACAGAAGGAAAGAAAACAAAGAAACAAACCGCCCAUCGGGCGGGCACGACACUAGUAAAACAUAAAGGAGGUUUGGGAAGUUUGAGACGCGAGGAAGAGGGAAUAAAGAAGAGAUGCACUCGGCCGAGUAGAGAGAGGUUGAAUGAUUUUCUUAAUUUGAUUGUUUAUUUCUUAAUAAUCCCAAAUAAAAAUCAUACGUAGACUUAUAGUCUCCUUUUCCUAACAACUACCAUAAUAAUCCCAUAUCUCUCAAUUAUUCUCAAUAAUUCUAAAUCUCCUAAAAUCCCAAUGGAUAUCCUAAAAUAACAAUAAUUAUAAUGAUGAUGUAAUUAAAACAAUAAAAUGGUGACACCGCAAUCUGUGCCUCCAUCAAGUUGGCAGGCCAAACUAAAAAUCACAUGCAAACGUUAGCAAGGACUACACCUUCCAUUCAGUGAUGGAGCCACAGCCAGGCAAGGGAGGUCGGCUGCACUCCCUUGGACAGGUUGUAGGGAUGACAAUGUGAACCCGCCCCAUCGGGUAUUACCCGAACUGACCUGUGAUGGGAUGGGAUGGGUAUUACCCGCCCUGCCCCGUCCCGCCCCAUUCAUGACCCAUUCAAUCACAAUUUCUUAUAGUAUCUACUCAAUUUUCUCUAGUUUUGGCUUUUUCAACUAAUUAGACUUGAUUUUCAAUUAUUUAGACUCAAUUACUCAUUCUAUUAUCACCAUUUUCAUUCAUUUUAUCAUAAAACAUAAAAUUUUGCGAAUAUUAUUUUCAAAUAUUGUGUAAAAGUGGGUCGAUCCGCCCCGUCCCGUCCCACCCCUCGCGGGUAUUAUCCGCCCCGACCCAUAAUAGCAUUGGGCGAGGCAUGGGGUAUUGAAGUACCCGCCAUGCCCCAUUGUGUAAAAGUAAUUUUCCAUUCAUUUAGCCUUUCUAUUAUCACCAUUUUCAAAGUGUUUUUCCAUUCAUUUUAUCAUAAAACAUAAAAUUUUACGUAUAUUAUUUUCAAAUAUGGUGUAAAAGUGGGUCAAUCCGCCUCAUCCCAUAAUAGCAUUGGUCGAGGCAUGGGGUACUGAAGUACCCGCCCCGCCCCAUUGCCAUCACUAGCUGGCUGGCUCAGUUAAUAAUCACAUGUAAACGUUAGCAAGGAGAGAGUUUUGAACAAUGACCUACCUUGCAAGAGUAGAAACUGAACUCCAACAAUCACGCCACUAACUAGUUGUUAACGUGUAAUUUAAUCUAUACUUUGUUACACGUCCAACUUACAUAAAUUAAAACGACCUCACCUACUUCCCCAUCUCAAUCCCUAAUUGAUGUUGUUGCCGAGUGCCGACGUUCCUGAUAAUCGGCUUUAACAUAUUGAAUUCUUAGACUUUAUGUGAUUAUUCGUGGUAUGUUUUAGUCAAUUGGUGCUAUUUUAGGGCUCGCUAACCCGAGAAUGGUUGAAAAACCAUUACUGUCUAGUGCCAUGAGUUUGAUGUAUUACAGGUGAAGAGAACACGAAAAAGAAGUUGCACCGACAAACAAUUCUCGAAGCUGGGCUCAAGGCCCAGCUGGAUGGGGAUUAAUGAAAUGGGCCAAAGCCCAUUCGACUGAGGCUCCUUAUGCUGGGCCGGAUUUGCUGGGCCAAAGGUCUUUUGGUCUCAAGGAGUGGGGCGGCUGGGAUUGGAUUGAAAAACAAAAAGGAAAAGGCAAAGCUUCUGGUGGACGGAACAGGGGAAAUAAUUAGAAGCAGGGAACAAGGAAGGCAAUUACGGGAGGAAGAAAAGAAUUCUCUAGGCGGAAUUUUAUUCUUGGAGCGAGGGCAAGAAUUCUGGGGAAAAAGAGAAAAGCGGAGCAGCGCAGGUAACGAAGAGAGAGAGGCGCAGCGGAGAAGGCAUCAGGCGGCGAUUGGCGAUUCACAAAUCGGCGAUCAACUUCUCUCGAACGGCUUGAGCUGAGUUCAACGAGAACGAUUAGUUGGUUGGAUUUUCUAAACCAAAUUAGUUGUUAUUUGUUGAUUUAGAACAUGAUGAACAAAACCCUAUCGAUUUAUCUUAAUUUCGUCAUGAACUAAACCCCAAUUUCUGGGGGAAACACCACAGGAUGUAGCUAUUUCUUGAUUUGAUGGAUUGAUUCAUGAUUCUUUUCUUCCAAUCUCUAUUGCAUGGAAUUGCUUAAUGCUUUGUGUUGACUGGCCACCAAUACAAUGAUUUGUAGUUAAUUAGGUUAUUAGCGACAGUGAAACCCUAUUAACUGAACAUAUUUCUUGUGACAUAGUAACUUAUCGAAGCGACAGUGGAUUAAAUAAGGUGCUAUGCGGUCU